AUACUUGCUCGCUUCUCCAGAAACGAGUUCGGUUCCACUAUCGGUGUCGAGUUCCAGACCCGAACUCUCGUUAUAAAGCACAAGUCUGUCAAGGCUCAGAUCCGGGACACCGCCGGUCAAGAACGAWKCCUUUUUSCAAGCAAUGAUCUGGAGAAGGCAUCAAGUGGUUUAACAUUGAACCAUAACCUUGAUUUUGAACAUGGAGUCAUGGAUGAGAAUGUGCGUGUGAAGUGGACAAACGAACUUACCAAACGGUUUCUAGAGACUUGUAUAGAAGAGGUCAAUAAGGGAGCAAUUGGAGCCUUGGAUGGAACUUUAAUACAUGUUAUCGUCCCUAUUCAAGAGCAACAUUUAUAUAGAGGACGAGGAAAGGGUGAAUGUUAUCAAAAUGUUUUAGCAAUUUGUGAUUUCAACAURGUUUUCACAUUUGUUGUUGCCGGAUGGGAAGGAAUUGCGCAUGAUUCUAGAAUUUUGUCUGAAGCUUUAACAAAUGGUGAUAUUGGAUUUCCAUUUCCUCCUUCAGAUAAAUAUUACCUAUGUGAUGCUACGUAUACAAAUACUCGAGGAUUUAUGGCGCCGUAUCGUAAU
This is a messenger RNA of Cynara cardunculus var. scolymus (artichoke), 588 nucleotides long. RefSeq lists its product as uncharacterized. The transcript is spliced from 5 exons. The annotation marks the transcript as partial. Gene Ontology annotation, molecular function: GTP binding; GTPase activity. NCBI's taxonomy places the organism in Eukaryota, Viridiplantae, Streptophyta, Magnoliopsida, Asterales, Asteraceae. The record is from RefSeq and is a predicted model, not a curated record.